AUAGUAAAUCGUAGUAAACGCAUGAGGGCCGGAAAUGACAAACCAUGCAGCAGACCCUCUCGUACUCAUCUUCAUCGCCAUCCCCAUCCCCGAUGCCCACGCCAGGAGCGGCAUCUGCUCCGCCGAAUCCCGAUCCGAGCCAGAAACCGACGACGCCGAAACCGAAACCUCGUCCCAGGUCCACUGCGGGCAUCAACAACAGCUUCCAGCCGGCCGUUAUUCCGGUUGACUACAGCUACAGCACCCACAGCCUCGCCCACACCCGUUCCAUACUCUCCGCCCACUCGAUGGCUCCCUCGACAUUCGCCUCCAACCAGAGCUUUGUCCGGCAACCCUCCGUGUCGGAUGGCCAGCCCUACAGCAGCCUGUUUGGGGAUCCGGUGCCCCCACCCCUCCAGGCGGAUGAAUACUUCGGAACAGCCGCCUUUGAGGCCCUCAGGAGCGGAUCUGUGGACCUGCCAAGUUCCGAGGAGGAUGCCCUGGUGGCCGCCGUGGCACUAAACGCCCUGCUACCCGCUACCAGGGAGCGAAUCUUUCCCAGUGUUCCAUACUCCAGAAGUCCACGGAGAUCGCUGCUACCCCACCUUCAGCCCCCUGACAUUCAGAUACUGCCCAACUCCAGUGGUGGCUCCAGUUCCGAGCACCUGGGCUCGCCCAACUAUUGCCUCCUGGCUCCGGACGACAUUCUCAACAAGCCGGACAUGUACGAAUUGGAGAAUGCUAGUGAGGAGUACACCUCAGUUGGUCCUCGUCUGUCCUUUGGAAACGAAGACGACGAGGAUGUGGACGUGGAGCCAGCCAGGACUCCGAGUCAGAUGGCCGCCAAGUUGAGUGUUUCCAGCAUCAACACGGAGGAUCAUAGGGGCCUGCUCAGCGACACGUACUCCGGCCGAGAUUGGUUCCGACCGGCGCCGCAGCACUUCCCGGAAUUCACACGCAUUCCCCGGCUGCGACCAAGCUCUAAGAAUAUUAUGUCCAUGAAACAGGAUGAGGGGCCGCUCUCGCCUCUGGCCACAAUGAUCCAGGACAUGAACAGCUCCAGUAGCGGCGGCGAGGAGCGCGGAUCAGAAGCCCAGGACAAUGGGAGAUUAGAGAUCGCCAGGGACCUAGUACUUUCACCGAAGCAGUAUCUGGAAGAGCAGCUUAUUCUCGAUUUAGGCGCCCGGCAAAGAGGGCUCCAGGACUAUGACAUGCCCCCGCCGCCAGCUGCACCUCCUCCUUUUGGAAGGACAUCACUAACGGAGGAGCCAGAGGAUGACCAAAGCAUUGGACGGGCCUCCAGUUUAAAGCGGGAAAUGUCACCGGUUAUCAUCAGGGAUUCCAUACCCAUGGGUGGGGAUUAUAGAGUGGACCAGCCACGGCCCCACAAGAAGACUGCUUUCACCAUACUGUCCCCGGGACAGGCGAUGGCUCCGGCUGCUCCACCACAUCCGCGAAGGACUAGCCAGUCCACCACGCCUAGCAAGCGACACGCUUCUAUCCAGUCGACAUCGACGACUACCUCAUCGCUGCUGGCGAGGAUCAGUCCAAGGCGGAGAUCGAUUUUUGGGUCCGAUCCACGACUGCCGGAGCUUCCAAGCCACCUGACCACGGACGACUCCCCCCGACCUUCGGUCCAAUUCAACAUGAGCGGCCGUUACAGCAAGCUGGCCACUCCGCAGAAGGGCAUCCUCCAGCAGAGGGACUCGCUGACCUCAUCCAUCGACACCUUCACGCCCAGAGAUCUGAGGAGACGGGGCUCAGUGGGCAGGAGUCCCGCACGGGGCCAGGGACUACCUUAUGGCCAAAAGAUCAAGAGCAUGGAGUCUCUCCCAAUGAUUACGGAUCCCUAUCGCAGCAGCUCCAUACCUCGUCUGCAUUAUGGCUCCAAUGUGGAACUAGAUGUGGGCAAGGAGCAAGCGGUUUUUCCUCCGGGAGCACUGCCGCGUCCACUGAAGCCAAAUCUGAAUCCCACAAGAAGCCAGCGUGGCCUCCUGAAAAUCAUCAACAAGGAGGAGCCCCUGUCCACCCACCCGCCGCGUUCCAACUGGACCAGCUUGGACGAUCUGAGCCGACCCACUGCCCACUUCCAGGCGAGGCGUCGCUCCAGCUCCACGUCCCCGGAAAGGCGGAGCUCCACCCAGACGGCCUCGGAUCGGAGGAGUUCCAAUCUCAGCACUGUUACCACCUCGGACUUUAGUUUUCGCCGACCCUCUUCGCUGGCCGCCACACUGCCAGGAUCUCGGAUGCGUCGCAAAUCAAUCCAGGCUCCGAGUCCCAAUAGGAUACCCAACAGAAUACCCAGUUUCAGUCCCCGCCGUCAGUCCAUCUUCCAGAGAGAUUCAAAGCCUCAGAGCCGGCAUGGGAAGAUUGCCAAGCCUAGUACACUUUCUCCCAUUAUUGGAACACCUAAUAAGGAUAGUAGCUCAGCCCAGAGUCCCACGCACAGAUCCUCUCUGCGGGGAGGAGGUGCUAUGAGUGGAGACACUCCCUCGGAGGUGUCCACAGGGCGACGCGAUUCCAUUUCCCGCAUACCCAUUCGCAAAAGUCCCGAGUCCCGAUCCAGUUCACCAGUAAAGGAUUCUUUCGGGAUCACUGCCUCCGGGAGAAGUUCCAGGGCUAGUAUCAGCCGGUCGCCCACAAGGGCAAUGAUGAACCCUAGCAGGACUCCCUCGAGGGAAAGUGGACGGCUUGGCGACUCCCGCUCCGUUUCAAGAGGCCCACCUUCGAGGCCAACUUCGCGUCUCGAUCAUGUCAGCUCUCGGCAAGAUAUGUCCAUCUCCAGGGGCAACUCCAGAGCCAAUUCCCGCCUGAGCAUCAACUCCUCUUCACUGAGAUCCUCUAGCGUCUCUCCAGCAACAAUGGCCAGGAACAGGAGUAUGCCCAACCGUCGAAAGUCCAUCUCCCCGAGUCCAGCCAGCUCCAUGAUGAGUCGUCGGAAAUCCAUUAGCCCCGGGGCACUGAGCCAGGCACGGAGAGGAGUGGUUACCAGUCGGGGAAAACCCGAGAAACCAGACAUGCUUUCCCGCCGGAAUUCCCGCUCCCGCAUACCCACCAGAGAGGGCAAAUCCCCACCCCAGUCCUCCACCACCAAAAAGAGAUCCAAAUCGCCGGAAAAGGCGAAAACGCCGGGCACCACGCCCAGGAGUAGCAGAGCUGGAAAGGUGGUGACGGCCAAGAGCCAAGGAAGCCCCAAGUCGAAGGUAAAGAUCCCUGCAAGUGCCAAAGCCAAGCCGAAGACGGAAACCACGCAAAAGACGCCUGCAAAGCCCUUAAGGAAAACGCCAACAGGAGCUAAGCCAGCAUCGGAAGCCAAAAAAGUCUCGCCCCCGAAGGAAUCCAAAGCGGAGAAAGGCAAGGAGAAGGACAAGGAAAAGACUAAGCCAGGAGCUGCCAAGAAGAAUGGAAAGGAACCGCUGGCCACCACAAAAACUAAAACGCCACUGAAUAAAAGCAAAGCCCCCGGAGGAGCUGCGACUGAAACCAAAAAGCCCGGAGGAACCAAAGCACACGGUAUGGUUCUCGAAAAAGGAGCAAACGGAUCAGCCUCAGCAACGGAUAUUCCUCCUCUGGCUGCCCAGGUGGGCAAUGCCGUGCUCCAGGCCGUGGAAGCGGUGCCAGCUGUUACCAGUGAAGUCCCUGUGCCCUCGACACCUGGCGGAAAAGGAUCUGGUGGUGGUAACAUGUCCAAACUGGUCCGGAUGAGCUCUCGCCUGAGUCUGCUGAGCAACAAAAAUCGUGCGGAUUCCCCGCAAAGCCGAAAAGUGGCCACUGUACCGGAACAUGCCAGAGAAAGUGAAGGUGCUCACGGCUCACAGCCCAUGUCCAAUGAUGCUGCCGCCAUUCUGGAAAAAUCGCAAAAAACCCUGGAGACCAUUCAAAAGACCGUCACCGAGGCCACUGAUGAGAUCCACAAGACCAUUACCGAGAAUCUUACGGAUCUAAAGAGUCUGGAAAAUGACUUGGCCGAAGGAGCCUCGCCUACCCCCAGCUCUACCACUAUGGUGGCCAGGACGGGUGAGUCCGCCUCUCGCACUGGCACUGCUGAUGGCAGCAUAGCUCCCCAGAGUUCCGGGGAGCAGGCCAAGUCACCGUUCCCGCCCACACAACCCAUCGAGGCAGCAGUUUCGGUGCUGCAUCCUCCCAACGAGAGUUCCGCCGACCGGAUAUCUAGUGUUCCGGAGGCUGAGUGCGAGAGCUCGGACAUCCCCACCGCCUUGGAUGCCUCGGAGGCGGAACUGGGUGGCCAUGUAAUGCCUACGCCGGAGAGUGGAGCUGAUUUCAAGGUGGAUGCCAAGCGACGAUCGCCGGACGGACAGGGCGGAUCCACGGCUGGCAGUGGCGGUCCGGGAAAAAGCAGCAGCCAGGAGUUCCUCGAGGAAAAGGACAAUAAUGCCAAGAAGCGCGGCCAGUGCGGCGGCUGCUGUACGAAGCUUUUUAUGCCCUGCCGCCGCUCGCGCUGCUCCCGCUGCUGUUGCCUGCCCCGAGACCGCGACUCUGACGGCAACCUGUCCGCCGAGAACCAACCCGUCCUGUGGAGCGGCCAGAGCAGCGCCACCACAGCCACCAAUGUCCAAGUGAUUGACGAGACCAAGCCAAAGAAGCGAAGAAAGUGCACCGACUGGCUGAAGUCCAGCUGCUGCCGGAGCUGCCGCAAGAAACCCGGGAACGUUGAAGAGGAGCAACCAGUGCGGCCGGAGCAGCAAAAGACCAAUAUGAGUACGGGACCAAAGGCGAGAGGCAAGUGUGGCCUCUGCCUGAGCAAGGUCUUCUGCUGUCGCUCCGUCAACAAGGUGGACCCUACCACUGGCGACGAGACGGAGGUGAAGAAAUGCUGUUUCUGCAUUCCCUGUCGAGGUCGUGGAAGCCGCAGCCCCAAAAAGGGCAGUUCCGUUUCCUGGCGCGAUCAAGAUCCCGAGUUGGGCAUCAAGCCCACCGAGUCCUCAGUGUUGGAAGGUGCUUCGGAGGCGGCAGUAUCCACAGCAUCCAAUGCGGUGGAUAACCAAGUUAGAGAGGGAUGUUGCAAGCGAUUCUGGUUGAUGUUGCUAUGUUGCCGCAAAAAGAAACGUCGAGAAUCGAAUGCUCGGAGGCAGAGCAUCAAGGCGCCACCCCCCAGUGAGGACACUCGAAAAAAGCUUCACGUGGACCUGGUGGAGUACACCUCCAAAAUGAAGGGUGCAAUACCAGUGUUGCCCUUGUACUUGGCCUGGUUCUGUGCUUUUUGCAAUGUAGUUUUCCCCGGUUUGGGAACCCUCCUUUCGGGUCUCUUUUGUCUGUGCGUGGGCAUACCACGAUUCUCCCAAUUCGACAGUGCUCGGGCCAGGAUUGGAUCAUUCAUAAUUAACAUCAUUGUGGCGGUGUCGCAGUUUUUCUGCGUGCUCUUUUGCUUUGUGGGCUGGGGCUGGUCCAUUUGGUGGGGCACUAUAAUGCUGAGAUGUGCAAAGAAACUGAGCAAAAUCAAAAAGGUGGAACGCUUGGAGCUGGAGGAGGAGCAGCGGCAGGCGCAACUGGCGGCCACUGCGGCAAGAAAUGGCGAUGCCGAGGCGGCACCUGCCGCCGCCGUGGCCAAGACAUAGUCCUCCGAUACCGGAUACGAAUAAGAUGCUUUUAUACCCAGAAAUUGUGU
Molecule: messenger RNA, 5605 nt
Organism: Drosophila bipectinata
Lineage: Eukaryota; Metazoa; Arthropoda; Insecta; Diptera; Drosophilidae
Source: RefSeq, a predicted model, not a curated record